Messenger RNA from Limulus polyphemus (Atlantic horseshoe crab), 1781 nucleotides. Its product is annotated as protein mab-21-like. The transcript has a single exon. Lineage: Eukaryota; Metazoa; Arthropoda; Merostomata; Xiphosura; Limulidae. The record is from RefSeq and is a predicted model, not a curated record. The coding region runs from base 239 to 1336 and encodes 365 amino acids.
ACACGUUUUGCGUCACUAAAACCCUUGCGACGGUCGACUCGUCGCUCUGAGAACCUGAUUGGUGGACGUUGUCAAGGGGUGGGACAGGCGGCAAGCACGUGCCACUAAACUGGGCGUACCUUCGUGCAAGGAGCUUAAAACUGCGAGGAAAGUUAGUAUCUGGCCUGGCGCGGAUUACAAAGGUGCAUAUUGGUUACUGGUGCGACUCCAGUUAUGGUGUCUUGGUGAUCAGAGCGAAAUGUUGGUGCCGUCUGACAUGAUGGCAGCUCAGUCCAAACUUCUCUACCAGCUCAAUAAGUUCUACGGUGAACGGGUGCAAGCCCGUAAAGCAACCAUCUCCAAGACGGUGCGGGACGUCUGCAAGGUGGUGCAGGACGUGUUGAAAGAAGUGGAAGUACAGGAGCCUCGUUUCAUCUCCUCCCUGAACGAGGGAAACGGUAGGUUCGAGGGGUUGGACGUCUUGUCACCUACCGAGUUCGAGGUCGUCUUAUACCUCAAUCAAAUGGGGGUGUUUAACUUUGUGGACGACGGAACACUUCCGGGCUGUGCCGUCCUCAAACUCAGUGACGGUAGAAAACGAUCCAUGUCGCUGUGGGUAGAGUUCAUUACAGCCUCGGGUUAUCUGUCUGCUCGAAAGAUCCGUAGUCGCUUUCAAACACUAGUGGCUCAAGCGUGCGAUAAGAGCAGCUACCGUGACGUGGUCAAGAUGGUGGCCGACACUACCGAGGUCAAAUUGCGUAUCAGAGAAAGGUACGUCGUCCAAAUCACUCCUUCGUUCCGAUGUAGCGGACUGUGGCCUCGUUCAGCUGCCCACUGGCCAAUACCUCACAUUUCCUGGCCAAUCCCGAACUUAGUUACAGAAGUGAAAGCCGAGGGGUUUGACCUGCUGUCCAAGGACUGCGUCACACUCCAGGGGAAGCAAUCUGCGAUGGAAGGGGACGCUUGGGUACUAAACUUUUCAGAAGCCGAGGACAGACUUCUGGCCGGUGGUUGCCGAAAGAAAUGCCUGAGUAUCCUGAAGACGUUGCGGGACCGUCACCUAGACCUACCGGGCAAUCCGGUCACCACCUACCACAUCAAGACCCUGCUGCUGUACGAAUGUGAAAAACACCCCCGGGAACUGGAAUGGGACGAAAUUUGUCUGGGGUAUCGGCUAAACGGUAUCCUCCUCCAACUGAUUUCUUGUCUGCAGUGCCGUCGAUGUCCUCAUUACUUCUUACCUCAUCUGGACCUUUUCAAAGGCAAGUCUGCCACUACGCUGGAGAACGCUGCCAAACAGUGUUGGCGUCUCAUGCGUGAGCUUCUAACGGACAGCCGCUCUUUAGAGAAACUCUGAGCAGGCUUCCGAAAAACUCUUGACCAGUAAGUAGCCUUGGCCCAGUUUCCAGCAGUGUGAAAUAGAUGAGUUUCAUCAGUGAGGUACGUGUUUUCCAUCAACAAUUUUAACGAAGUGAAUGACCUGCGUAUAUUAUUGUUGACCUAUUACAACCUGUGAAUAUGAACGCAACAAUAUUUUGUUUAUCCAGCAUUGUAACGGUUUUUCAACAUUUCAAAGAACACUGUUUGGUUGGCCUUGUGAUAUACCUAUAUGAAAACCUAUGUGACAAGUUUUUAAAAUGUUGUCUCAAUAUUUGAAACAAAUACGAAAAACGCCUUGUAUCAUUUACUUACUUACGUCUACAGAAUCUUAUGUUUAAAGGUCAAAUGAUAUCUGUUUUAUGUCAUAUUUGAUGUACAGUUAAACAAUACUGUAUAUAGAAAUAAAAAAGAUCGUUUUAUUU